CAAAAAACCGGAAACAGACCACAGUGUGCAAAAUCAGCUAGUCUUCGGAAUAUCUUUCGUUUCACUGUUCAUGAUCGAAAUUUUCAUGUAGCAAUGACUGCCGCCGCUGAUGAAGACUGGGCGGCUGAAGUUGAUGAGCAAGAGCGGCAAAUCUCUGGAGAAGUAAGUUACUGACGCCGCGGUUAGAAUUCCAUAACGCGUCAUUCUUUGAAACACGUGCGAAUGAUUUCGCAUGUACGUUUCGGCGUCCUCUGCUUAUAGCUGUUGAAAAAAGUUUUGAAGCUUUAGCUUGAUAAAUUAAUGAAUUUUCAUUUAGUAGCUCGUGUGUUAGCUUAACCAAUUUUGGUUGUAUAAUUUAUAAAAACCCAUCAAACCGUUGAAUGAUGGCUUCAUUUUGAUGCAGAGUUUUAAGCUGACAUGUCGAUCCGGGGAAAAAAGAAGAGUGUAUUGAUAUUACACCUUCAUAUUCACUUUCAUUUCAUAGGAAAUGUACUGGUUUUCAGACUUUUCUUCCCUUGUGGUAGUGAAUAAAAUCAAUGAUACUGCAAGAUAUUUUGGACAAGCCUCCUUGUUCAGGAACUCAUAAGCAGCUUUUUAAGCACAGAGAUGGCCAAGAAAAAGGAUCAUUUUUUUUUUCAAGGGUUUUGGUAUUAAAGGCCUAGUCAUUGCAAGCGUGCCCGUUCUCUUCCUUCUGAUCGUGGGCAUUUUCAUAAAUUAAACAUUCUGGCUCCCCCAAGGAUUUUCACUUGUGUUAAAUUAUGUUUUAAAUGUCAAAUUUUUCAUCAUUCACUACAUCCUAGGGGCUUUCCACGCUUGGUGCUUGAGAACCAGUGCCUGGGCACUGGCACAAGGUGGUGUUGUGUUCGCACUUGAAAUACCUGAUAUGUGACUGUAUACAUAGUUACUCCUUUUCACCUUGUCAGACUCCAUUUUGAAACAUGAGCUUAGUAGUGACAACUACUAGUGUACUGCCUGGAACUUACAAAAAUUGUGUGCCGAUAGGGACCCAGUGCCUACUUUUGUGGCCGAGAACAAGGUCAAGACCUUGUACUUGGGCCCCGGCACCGUGCCCGAAUUCUAGCGUGGGUACUUGAAAAAAUGGUUCGUUCAUAUUACUUGGGCACCGAGUGUAAAAGCUGUCUUGUAUAAUGUGUCAUGAUAGGAACAAGAAGCAAGAGAUGUAAUGAUCAUUAAGAGUAGUAUUGUCGGGAGAUUUACCUGAGAAAAAAGCAAACAAUUCAAUGACAUUUUGUGAUGCCACCACUGGUUUUCCCAGGAAAUGACCUCUGAGGAACAAGGGCAGAAACUCUAGACUGAUGAUGUUUCACUAACAAGAUUUGGGUAGUGAUUCUGAUUGGUUAAUGCAAAUUUCCCUUGCAGCACAACAAAUCAGAAGCACAACCCUUAUCUGGGUAGUGACACAUCGUCAGUAUGGAAAUUCUGCACUCAUUCCCCAGUGACGUGGAAAACAUUGAAAACAUUGGUGACCCAAAAUGUUGGCUUUCUUCUCAGGCUACUACUAACACCCCUUUUGACUUUCAUAUAUUUAUUCACUAUUUGCAGGUUGAUAAGUUGACAUUGAGUAACACAAGUACCACUAAACCAACUGAGGAGAAGCAAGCGAAUACAGAAGAGGAUAAUGGUACAAAUAAAAUGCAAGCUCAGUGCUCAGUGAUAAUAUUAUUAUUCAUACUAAUCAUAGCUAUCAGCUGUCCUGAUUGGCUAUCAACUGUCCUGAUUUUAGCACUAACAGGACAGUGUAAUAGGACAGUACGCUUUAUGCCUAAGUAAUUUGACGGUACGUGCCAUCAGCCGCAUGCACUUAAAUGGCUUUUUUUUACCUUCUAGAAAAAGCUAUCGUAAUUUCUUGUGUUUUAAUUUUAAAAAAGGACCAAAUCUCACAAACUUUGUUAUACUUAUGAUUAAUUAGUUACAGAACUUUGUGUCAUCCAAUGUGGUCUGUAAUCAUACUCAUGAUUAAAUAAAUCGGACUCCCGCUAUGCAGUCGUCCAAUUUUGUUAAUCACUUGAAUGAUUACAGACCGAAUUGGAUUCCACUCAGUCCUUAGGACCAUUAUUUAUACUUUUAUCAAUACUAAAACCCCAUACUGACAUUGUCUUUCUUCCACAGAGCAGGCUAAGGCUACAGACCUUGCAGAUGCUUCUUUUUUGAUGAAAGUGUUAAGAAGUAAACUUGUUAAGACCAAGAAUGAGGUUGAGGUACAGAGAAAUGACCCAAGUUCACCCUUGCACUCUGUCAAGUCAUUUGAGGAAUUACCACUGUAAGUACUGACCACCAUUCUAUUGCUUUUCCUCCUGACAUGAAAGGAUUUUAAAUUUCAAAGGUUUAUCAGUGAUUAUUACCAGUGACUAUCAUUAUUAGCAUAAAAUAAUAUAAUCUUUGUUGUAUUUUUUAUUAGGUCAGAACAGCUCCGUCGUGGUGUCUAUGAUAUGGGUUUUAACAAACCAUCCAAGAUUCAGGAAACAGCAUUACCCAUGCUCUUAGCUGAUCCGUGAGUUACUGCAUGUUUAAUCCCUUGAAUUAAUUUUAUAAUAGUGUCCACAGUCUUCACAUAAUCAACACUGAUGGACUAGUAAAACCAUAUAACCGGAAUAAUUUAAUCUGAAAUAUCAUUAUGAUACAGUGUGCCCAUUUUCAGUGAGAUAAAACGUCAAUCAUGAAUAAAUUUCUUUUCUCGGUGGGAACUUACCUUGACUCUCCUUUUCACUCUCCAUUACUCAUAAGGCCUCUGACUUGUCCUUGAAAAGUGUGUCUGGUAUCAUUAAUAUUUUUUUAUGGGAAUGAGACAUUAACUCACUCCUCAACCCCCAACCUGGUGGGGCUAGGCAUUGCAAUUUUAUUCAUCUGGCCUCAGUUGUUCAAAAGGUAGAUAACACUGUCCACUGGAUAGCACAAUUUUAUUGGUUUGCCUAACAUGUAUCAACCGGAUAGUGAUUUAUCCGGUGGAUAGUGCUAUCCAACUUUUAAACAACUGGGGCCUGGCCUUUCACCCAAAACCUGCCCAACACAGUUGAACCCACCAAAAUGUGAGGUUCCAACCACUAUACAGUGUAGUUUUCAGGGUCAUUGAGGCACACGAACCUGCCCUCCAUGUUAUAAAGGCGCAACAUGUUUGGGAGGUGUCUUGGUGGGUGUCAAGUGGCAGUUGUAUAAAUGUUUGCUUUUUUGUUUGAUGUUUAGACCGAACAAUAUGAUAGCUCAAUCACAGUCUGGAACAGGAAAAACUGCAGCAUUUGUUUUGUCCAUGCUUAGCAGAGUAGAUGCAACAAAGAACUACCCUCAGGUAUUAUUUUGUUUUACUUCGUGUAUGUUCCUUCCUCCUGCACAACUUGUAAUAAAAAAAAACAGAUUCGUUGAGGUACUUGCAAAGUGUGAAACGAUAAAAUAAGGUGUAAGCUUUAUGGCAUCAUUUUCGUGUCUCGUUUGUCUCACCCAACAGACUAAGAAAAAAAAGAAACUGCUUUUGGUCUACUGCCAAUAAUUGGUGUAAUUUGAAUGGUGAUUGGUCAGACUGUAGGAUUUCGUCUUAAGACUCAAAAGUAGAAACCACUUAAAAAUUCCAUCUUCCUCUCUAGUAGUGAAAGAGUUACAUCAGGAACAAACAUGAAGUGUUAGAUAAUGAAUUUGUUCACAUAAAGCUGAAUUGUUGCAAUGAACUGAUUAUUUUGUUGUACUUUUAUCAAGGUUAUCUGUAUUUCACCCACAUAUGAGCUUGCACUACAAACAGGACAAGUGGCAGAAAAGAUGGGCAAAUUCUGCCCUGAAGUCAAGAUUGGUUAUGCAGUGAGGGGGGAGAGAGGUGAGAAACUGGAGCCAGGAAAAAUAAUUGUGCAAGACAUACAUGUAGGCCUCAGGGGGGGAUACCAUCCUGUCUCGCUCAGGGGUGUAAAUUUUGGAUUUUUUGUCUUACUUACUAAGAAAAAAAGUAAAAUGCCAAUAUUUUUAGCAUCUUAGGUCUUGUUUGGGGCUGUGGUCAAAGAAAGCUUGAGCCUUUCCUCAAUUGGUUUCCUUAAGGGGUUUAAUUCAAUGUUUGGUAUAAGCAUCAUAAAAAAUUAUUACAGAGGAACUGUAAUCAAUCCCUCUCAAAAAAAGGUUUUUUCUGUGUUAGUUGAAAUGACCUUGUGGCUAGCUACAGCUUACAUCUUUCUUUUCACCCUGAAUAAGGCCUAUAAAUAUGGCUUAGCAUUGUUUUUGUUUUGUUGCUGAAGAAAAUGAUUAUUGUAUAUUCCAUAAACAGCCUUUAAUGUUCUUAAUCCCCUCUCCUUCUCCUUUCUACAGUGUCAAGAGGUCAGAAAGUUACAGAUCACAUAAUAUUUGCUACACCCGGAACUCUACUAGACUGGAUUCUCCGCAACCGAGCAUUGGACCCCAAAAAAAUCAAGAUGUUUGUUUUAGAUGAGGCUGAUGUCAUGAUAGCACAACAGGGACACCAGGAUCAGUCCAUUAGAAUACACAAGUAAGGCUACUUCCCUUUUGUCAUACUUACCGAUGAAACUGGCAAAAAGAUCUCUGUUACGUCCUUUUAAUGAGAUUAUAAAUAAUCAUAGUUACUGGGAGAUUUUCUGUUGGCCAGUAGAUGAUUACAUUGGGCAUAUGCAUUUGUCUCAUUUCCACAGAGGUUUGCCCUCUGGUUUGUUUCGAAUAGCUUUGCCGCUCUUUUCUCUUUUGUUUGCUUCCUUCCACCCACCCACCUCUUUGUUCCUUGGAGGGAACUCCAUUCACUUAAGUUGUCUUUUUUGAUCUUUAAUAUUCUCCACUGAGAGAUGAGUGUGACAGGUUCCAAGCGCAGGUAGCCAAUGGCAUGUUGUCAUUGUUACCCCACUUUAGUUGCAAUGCGAAUACUGAACUUAACAAAUAAUGUAUUUUCUCUGUUCCAGGACCCUGCCUAAAGAUUGCCAAAUGCUUCUUUUCUCUGCAACCUACGAUGAUGACGUGAUGAAAUUUGCCAAGACAGUAGUACCAGACCCUAUUAUCAUUCGGCUGCGUCGAGAAGAAGAGAGCCUGGACAAUAUCAAGCAGUACUAUGUGGUGUGUCGUGACAAAGAGGAUAAGUUCCAGGCCCUCUCCAACAUGUAUGGCGUUGUGUCUAUUGGACAGUGUAUUGUUUUCUGUCACGUAAGUGUUAAAAUAAAUUCCUUCCCUCCCCCUCCUUUUUUCUUUCACCUUUCCCCUGAUUCCCAUUCAAAUUCUUCCUUGCCCCAGGAAACGACUGUAAAGCAUCUUAAAUUUCAGUUGCUGUUUGGCAAAUUUUUCGUAACCCCAGGAUGUUUUUACAUUUGUGUAUGCCUGUGUCAUUUCAGACUCGGAAGGCCGCCUCUUGGUUGGCAGAGAAGAUGACAGCGGAUGGUCAUUCAGUAGCGCUGUUGUCAGGCGAGAUCACAGUGGAACAGCGGCUAGCAGUAUUAAACAGAUUCCGCGAGGGCAAGGAGAAACUGCUAAUAACAACUAAUGUCAGUGCCAGAGGCAUCGAUGUGGAACAGGUAAGAACACACUGGCCACCAUUAGAAUCAGUGACCCACUCCCUAGUAAACAUGGAUUUUGGGUUCGUGCAUGACAAAAUCAUAAUAUGUAAUCAGAAAUCAUAGUAAGGUACCAGAAUUUUAAACAGUAAUGAAAAAUGUAAAAAACAUAAAUCUUAUUGGAUAUAAAAUAGUAAGUAGGAGCCAAGUAAGAGUGCGGGUGGGUACUGUAUGUUACUUCAUGAAAAUUAGGGUAGGGAUGUAUGGUAUAUAAUAUGCUCCUUAACUUACCAUAUUUUAGACCAUAGUGAUUGGGCCAGUUUUCAAAUUUUGAUUCUAUGCCUGCCAAAACUACCAAAAGGUUAAUAUUUUCAGUGCUUCCUGAUGAAAUUAAUUUCAUUUGAUAUCCUCUUUGUAACUGCAUAGGAGCAUUUUUUGUAUGGGUUAACACUUCAAGUCCCAAUGGUGACCAACAUCAAUUUUCUUCUAACAAUAUCCAUACAAUGUCAAGAGAUUAGGUUAUGAGAACUAGUAAAAUGAUCCCCAAAGAGAAAAUGCCUUGAUCUUUUCUCAAAUUCUCUCAACACAUUCUUGAAGGAAAUGUUUGGAGAAUUUGUAUGUGGAUAUUGAAGCUUAAAGGGUUCAGGCACUAAGUAAUGACUUGAGCACAUAAUUGAUCAAAAAGAGCAAUUCUUUUGUGACAUAGCCUUCCCCCCACUCCGCCCAAUUCCCUAGUGAUGCCAGUGAGGCCUUAAGGCCUGUUUACAUGUAAACGUGAUCAAAUUAAAAUAAGAGAUUAUAUGGACAGAGGGGUUACUCCACCUAAGCGGGUUACCACACCUCCAUGUAAACAGGCCCUUAGUAAUAGGAUGUUGCUUUAUUUUUUGUCUUGUUUCUAUAGGUUACUGUCGUAAUAAAUUACGAUAUGCCAGUUGAGCCCACGGGUAAACCGGAUUUCGAAACAUACUUGCACAGGAUCGGCAGGACUGGCCGGUUUGGCAAGAGCGGCAUUGCCGUUAACUUCGUUGAUGGUCAGCGGUCUAUGGCGAUCAUGAAGAAAAUCGAAGAACAUUUUGGCAAGAAAAUAACGCUCUUGCAGGCUGAUGACGUGGAUGAACUUGAGAAACUGGGCAACUAACUUGAAUCGCCAAAGUUAUGGAAAUCGAUAAGAGUUAUUUAACAAGGAGUGUUAAACAAGGGAUUAACUCUUGAAACCUCACGCUAAAGUCUCUCUAAGGAUUUCAUUCCAGCCUAGACGUUUAACUUCCUAUAGAACAUUUGCAGCGCUUUGGUGAGGUGUGUAAAAUGAUUUUCAACGAGCGUGAUAUAAUAGUGUUCUGUACAUGGUAGUUUUAAUAAUCUAACUUAAUCAAUGGCUAAGCUGUAUUUUGCGUCCAACGGGAUACUUAGCAACUAAAGUGUUUCUCAGGAAAUACUAGUAGCUGUUUGCUUUUCAGUAACAUUUAUGGAUGAAAUUGGGGAUUAGUUAUCUUUUGAAAUGUGUUACUGGCCGUAAAGCUUUUAUUUGAAUGUAGCAAAUCGUUUUUCAGAGACUACAAGCAGUCUCUCUUUGUUUAGUCCGUUGAGCAAAACGAAAAUGACCUCGCUAAAUCUGAAGAACAAGAGAGACUGCUCGCAGUGUACGUGUUUUACGGCAUAAUAAACAGUUGAAAAUUGCUAAGGACUUAGGUACAUUACGGACUGAAGAACGUACGAGAACCAUUGUUGACUUUACGAAACGCCCUCGAAUCAUUCCUUGUGUAACACCUCCUUCGCCAAUCGUUGUGUUCUAGCUGGCGCAAAUAUUUCAUGGACAUCUUUGAUGAGAUAUUGUAGAGGGGAUUGAUAAUCAGUUGCGACGUUCUAUUACUCCAUUCAUAAAAGAAAUUGUUACGUCAUUUAUAGGAUUAUACUCUGUUAUGUUGUUUCAUUAUUUCAGUGUAGCAUAUAAACAUUAUGUGCACGCCGAUGCAAGAAAGAUUUAACUAUCGCAGAGCGUAUGCAUGUCUUUCAUGAGUCCAAGGCGUCUGAGUGAACAUGGCAUUUUUUAACGAAAGUGUUCCCAAAAUUAAAAGCAUUUCGCUUCUAGUUUCCAAACCCCUUUAAAAGAUACCGGAAAAGAUCACUGCGUUUUGUCCGCAGGUAUGCCAAGCUCAUGAGUGAGAAUCAUUGUUGAGUAACAGAAAUAUUAUAAGGGUUUGUCUGGGGAUUUUAGUGAGUGUAUUUAUGAGUGGAACUUCUUACCUUGCUUCCUUGGUUAUUUGUGCAGUUUAUUUUUGCCGUUUCAGCAAGAUUUUGGCGUGUCUUAGUAAGGCCCAAAAUGCUAACAGCACACCAUAAAUAAAAUAAGACAGGACUCAGACAGCAUAAGAAGUUCUCGUGUAUUUUUAUUGCUAUUUUGACCUCUAUAUAACGAUUGCUAAAAUCGCCACACAAACCCUUACAAUACUUUUGUUACACAACAACGCGUUCUCAAACGCCAAUUUGGGUGUCCUGUGGUUUGUCAACACUUGUCUGAUCAACAGGCAGAAAUUCGGAACAAUAUCGUUCGUUUUGCUUAAAAGGUGACGAAAAAAAUUGCGACAGCCAUGCUUUGUAGAGGAGAUCAACGGUUCUAAGAAAAACAGAAUAUUAA
Molecule: messenger RNA, 8115 nt
Organism: Porites lobata
Lineage: Eukaryota; Metazoa; Cnidaria; Anthozoa; Scleractinia; Poritidae
Source: the annotation of a GenBank genome assembly